Leptinotarsa decemlineata (Colorado potato beetle) is the source of this 1166-nucleotide messenger RNA. RefSeq lists its product as uncharacterized. The record is from RefSeq and is a predicted model, not a curated record. NCBI's taxonomy places the organism in Eukaryota, Metazoa, Arthropoda, Insecta, Coleoptera, Chrysomelidae.
AUGAUUUUUGGGGUAUCCAAUAAUUUUCAAGGGAUGAUAUAUUCAGUAUUCAAUUUAGGAUAUGGAGGUGGACAUGAUUUUGGAGGAGGUGGAUCUUAUGGGGGUGGAUAUUAUGGAGGAUAUGGUAUAGGAGGGGGUGGUGGAGGAGACUAUGGUGGUCAUGAGCACCACAAAACCAUCACUGUAGUCAAAAAAGUACCCGUACCAUACCCAGUUACUAAAGAAGUACCUUAUCCAGUGGAGAAGAAUGUCCCAGUACCCGUAAAGGUGCCUUAUCCCCAGCCGUACCCAGUAGAGAAAAAGGUACCCGUGCACGUUAAAGUACCAGUGAAAGUACCAGUACCCGUCCACAAGCCUGUACCAGUGGAGAAAACCGUACCCUACCCCGUCAAAGUACCAGUAGACAAACCAUAUGCAGUGAAAGUUUUAGUACCACAGCCUUACCCUGUCGAGAAAACAGUGCACGUCCCCUACAAAGUUCUAGUACCACAACCUUACCCCGUGGAAAAAGAGAUCCCAUAUCCUGUCAAAGUACCAGUACAUAUACCCAAGCCAUACCCAGUCGAAAAGAUCGUUCCAUACCCCGUAAAAGUUCACGUUGACAGGCCCUAUCCAGUGCAUGUGCCAAAACCUUACCCCGUUCAUGUGGAAAAGAAAAUCCCUUACCCCGUGUUCAAACCAGUACCAGUACCGGUGAAGGUACCCGUAGAUAGGCCUGUGCCUUACCCAGUUGAGAAGCCACAACCUUACCCUGUGAAAGUACCGGUACCAGCGCCAUACCCAGUGGAGAAGAAGAUCCCAGUACCAGUAGAGAAACCAGUGCCGUACCCUGUGAAAAUCCCCAUCUUCAACCCAGUACCCUACCCAGUGGUGAAGAAAGUACCACACAUUGUAGAGAAACCUGUACCAGUACCCGUGAAGGUUCCUGUACCAGUACCAGUGAAAGAAGAACAUCACGAUGGUGGAGAAUAUGGAGGUGGUUCAGAAGGUGGUUAUGGAGGUGGUUCAGACGGUGGUUAUGGAGGACACGACUUCGGUGGUGGUGACUAUGGAGGUGGAGAUUUCGGAGGUGGACAUGGAAUAUCUGGGGGUGGUGGUGAUCUCGGGGGUCAUGAAUAUCACUGAAGUUAACUAAUGAAUUGUUUUCUUUGUCAGUAUUACCUUUU